AUGAGGUGCAAGAAGCACCUCACCGAUUACACCAGCAGCGUCGGCGUCUGCGCCACCUGUCUCACCGAACGCCUUUCAGCUCUCAUCGAGGCCCAAACCCUAGCCGAAGCCCGAUUUGCCCGAUCGCAAGAGGCCCAAGAAGAUCGCCGGAAAUCAGACGCCGCCGCACCGCCCCCUCUCGCCUUCCCGCGCUCCGUCUCCCCGUACAUCUCUCACCGGAAAUCCGAUUACUCCCGCCCUAAUUAUAACACUAACCUUAACCCUAACCGCCGCCACCACACUCUGUCCGAUCAGCUCUUUUAUUCCACUCCGCAGAUAGGCCCCACCGUAGAAUUCGCCGAGGAACGGGACACGUGCGCGAAGCGGAGGAGUAGGAAUUCCUGUUUGUUGUACAGGUUGUUCAGAUUCAGAUCGCGCGAGGCGCCGUCGUCGUCUCCGAACCGGCCGUCGUGGUUGUCCAACAUGCUCUCCUCCCCGAGCCGCCAGAAGAAGGACGAGAUGAAUCGGUCCUCCGUCGACGGCGGCUGGAGACCGUCGAGGCUUCGCCGCUGCGAUCGGGGGAUGUCGCCGGCGAGAGUUUCGGACUGCGGCGGCGACGAGGAGGAUUACUGCGAUUACUCGCCGGAGGAGUGGAGGCAGACGCCGCAGAGGGCGACGCCGCAGGUCCGGCGCGGCGGGCACUCGCGCAACGUGUCCGGGUUGAAGUUCUGCUUGAGCCCGUUGGUGCGAGCGAGCCCUACCCGGCAGUGGAACCAGAAGGGGACAAUAAUGCCGCCGGAGGUGGCGGUUCACGGCGAUGUUAGGGUUCCGGCGGUGGGGCCGCGGCUGUCGACGGGGGCGCUGAACAGGUCGAGGAAGAUCGCCGAUUUCGGCCGGUGCAACUACGGCCACCGAUAG
Rhododendron vialii is the source of this 897-nucleotide messenger RNA. RefSeq lists its product as uncharacterized. NCBI's taxonomy places the organism in Eukaryota, Viridiplantae, Streptophyta, Magnoliopsida, Ericales, Ericaceae. The transcript has a single exon. Bases 1 to 897 code for a protein of 298 amino acids. The record is from RefSeq and is a predicted model, not a curated record.